CCGGUUUUGAGGCUUGAUUCACGCGAGACUCGCAGCGCUACACAGUCUGGGAUUUAACACCUCUGUGCCAUGAGACUCUCCGGGUACUUCAUCCGGGCGAGAGAGGAGGAGAAGCGAUGGACAGCGAGAGAGACGGAGAGAGAGAGACCUGCAGCAGCGCUGAACGGAGAGGAAGUGAGAGACUUUUACCAGAGUCUGUUUGAAAACAAGGAUGGAGUGAGGAGAGACGAGAGGAGAGGAGGAGAGGAGAGACGAGAGGACAGAAGAGAGGAGAGGAGAGACGAGAGGAGGGCGGAGAGGAGAGACGAGAGGAGGGCGGAGAGGAGAGAGAGACGACGAGGGAGAGCAGGACGGAGUGAUGGAAAAGGAGGCGGAGCUUGUGAAGGAGGGGUGAAGAGUAUUGGAGGUGAGGUGGAGAGCUCGGUCGCGGCGCCCCCCGCAGGCCGUCCGGACGGUUACAGGCUGCUGCGGUGUGCGGAGCAGGGGGACGUACGGGGCGUGGAGGACGUCCUGAGACGAGGCUGUGACGUGAACUUCAGAGACCAGUUUAACUGGACCGCGCUGAUGAGCGCCUCGUACUCCGGCAGAACCGACACUGUCCGAGUCCUGCUCCACAGGGGGGCGCUGUGGAGAACAAUCACUGACUCACAGGGGAGGGAUGCACGUGAUCUGGCUCGUCUCGCUGGUCAUCGCGAUGUCGUCACUGUACUGGAGCAAUUCAGCUUCACACAGAACUCACACACCUCACACACACCUGCUGACCCAACACACAGCUCCCCUCAGUGGUGUGAGGUGUGUGAGGUGUGUUACACAGACAGCGCACACACACACACCUCGUCCACACUGCACCAGUUCAGCCUGAAGCGUCCUCCGUCGCUCCCUCAUUACUGUCUCACUCCCUCCAGCGUAGGGUACAAGGUGAUGCUGCGUUUGGGAUGGAACCCUCACUCCGGCCUCGGUCCCGAACACUCGGGUCGCCGCGACCCCGUCGGCACCGUGCUCAAAUCCGACACGGCCGGCCUCGGGUUCGGGCCCGCGCCCAGGUCAAAGGUCACGCACUUCAAGGCCAACGACGUGCAGGCGGUCCGCAGGACCCCUAAAAGACGAGAGGAGAGACAGGAACGAGGGACAACGGUCAGUGCUAAGGUCAGGAAGAGGACGGAGGAGAGGCAGAGACAGUGGGAGAGAGAUUACCGCUCCUCCUUCAACAUCCACUCAUGAUCUUUCACCUCUGCUGCUGCAGUCAGGUGACUUUAUUGCCCUCUAGUGGCGUGAGACAUGACAAACUGUUUACUUGAUCUGUUUCAUUACAUUACUUUAUCACUAAAGUUUCUCUAUCUCACACUGUAAAUGUGCUUAUUUUUAUUUUCUACUGAUAUUAAUGCGAUAAAACACCAAAAAUAAACCGGAACCCUCCUUAAUCUGUAGUGUGAAGUUUUAUUAAAACACAGCUGCUGUUUGUUAACGUUUCCAGCGAAGGCAGGUGUGUAAACCUGCUUGUAGUGCUGCAGGCAGUGCACUCGUACCUGUACCUGCAGUAACGCGCUGCAGAAUACGCUCGUUAAGCAAUAGUGGGCGUGUCCACAGGAGGGUUUUGUUCGGCUGAUAUUCAACAUUUUCCCACAAACUCACUUUUACAUUCUUUUACAUCCUGUGAAAGGAAAAUGUUCAUCAAAGCUGCAUAAUAACAUCCACAAAUCCCAACAACUAGUAUCAACAUGAUGCCCUGUGGGCAAUGAGAGAGAGACAGAGAGACGUACAGAGAGAGAGACAGCGAGAGAGAAAGACAUACAGAGAGAGACAGCGAGAGAGAGACGUACAGAGAGAGAGACAGCGAGAGAGAAAGACAUACAGAGAGAGACAGCGAGAGAGAGACAGAGAGACGUACAGAGAGAGACGGCGAGAGAGAAAGACAUACAGAGAGAGACAGCGAGAGAGAGACAGAGAGAGAGACAGCGAGAGAGAAAGACAUACAGAGAGAGACAGCGAGAGAGAGACAGAGAGAGAGACGGCAAGAGAGAAAGACAUACAGAGAGAGACAGCGAGAGAGAGACAGAGAGACGUACAGAGAGAGAGACGGCGAGAGAGAAAGACAUACAGAGAGAGACAG
Molecule: messenger RNA, 2110 nt
Organism: Ictalurus furcatus (blue catfish)
Lineage: Eukaryota; Metazoa; Chordata; Actinopteri; Siluriformes; Ictaluridae
Gene: gpank1
Product: G patch domain and ankyrin repeats 1
Exons: 5
Coding region: 70-1221 (383 amino acids)
Molecular function (GO): protein binding; nucleic acid binding
Source: RefSeq, a predicted model, not a curated record